ACUCUGUUGCACACUUUCUUUAACGCUGUGACAAGGGUGAAAAUAGUGAUUGAACACUGGUGUCGAAUCUUGAAACCCGUCGGAACGACACCGGGUUAGCUUUAGAAAAUGUUUCGUUUUGCUGCCCUGACAUGCCGCUCGACGCAAGCUGGUUUCAUAUUGAUGGCCCCGUGCAGGGGCAGUGUGUACUCGCGGGCACAAAUCCACGGCUGUGUAGCUACUGGCACACGACCCCUCUUGCCCUUAGUUCAAGAGGCGAGGAAGAGACACGUGCACCCUGUACAGGUGUGUUCACUGUGUUUGCUGCAGUAAUUCUCCCAUAUGUGACGUCUCUUCGAUGUUUUACAACUUCACCUGUUCCUGAAAAACCUAAGGAAGACCGAUUGAUUUAUACUGGAAAUCUGGCCAAAGCUGUGCUUGGUGUUAAAUUCUUCUCAUACUCUACCAGUUUGUUCAGCCUGUGUUUGAUGCCGUACAUAAUGAUGAAGACUGGUAUUGGAGUGGAUAGCAUUGCUUUGAAGCUGGCAUUUGUUAGUGUUGUUGGGUUCUUUACUUUUGUCACACCAGUUACAUUGCAUCUAAUCACAAAGGGAUAUGUCAUCCGGUUAUACCACAACAGGGACUCGGACACCUACACUGCAGUCACUUUUAAUGUUCUUCUUACAGAAAAAAAGACCGUUUUUUCUCAAAAGGAUGUUGAAAUUCCAGGGGUUAGCAGGAUGUUUACAACUUUUUAUGCAAAAAAGAAGUCAAUGCUUGUAAAUCCAAUGCUUUUUCCAAACCCUCAGGACUAUAGUCAUCUUAUGGGCUAUGAUAAACCAUUCACAUUUAAUCCUGAAGGACUGAAUCAACCAUCUGAAGAUAAAUAAAAUCUUUUUCCGUGGA
Messenger RNA from Bombina bombina (fire-bellied toad), 885 nucleotides. It is a transcript of the gene TMEM70, whose product is annotated as transmembrane protein 70. The transcript has 3 exons. Gene Ontology annotation, biological process: mitochondrial proton-transporting ATP synthase complex assembly. Bases 132 to 869 code for a protein of 245 amino acids. Lineage: Eukaryota; Metazoa; Chordata; Amphibia; Anura; Bombinatoridae. The record is from RefSeq and is a predicted model, not a curated record. Gene Ontology annotation, cellular component: mitochondrial membrane.